AGCAGGAGGCGGAGGAGGCGGAGGAGGAGGAGGAGGAGGAGGAGAUGUGCACACAAACCGCGGCCUGAGCGGAUAACAACACAAAGUCGUUCUUCUUCUCGUUGACGCGGCCACGACAGCGUUUUCUGUACACACAGCAACUUCCUCCUUUGGCGACAGCAGGACUUUUGCACGGAGCUGACCGAGACUUUGAGCACAUGCUGGGACGGUGGAUGAUAAAACAACCUGAGCCACAAGUGGUUUUGUGUCGCGCCUGCAGGGCCUUUUAAAGUAACAUGCGUUGGAAUCGCCGCCGCUUUUUAUUAUUUGGAUUAAUUGGAAGUUCCUCUCAGAGCUUACUUUUUUAACAUUACUGUGUAAAGUAUCACACGUAUUACUCGGUUUGCCAGCUGUUUGCCUUCAUUCAUGACUUGGGACCGACUCUCACAGGCCAAACCCUCCGCGCUUUGCAGCACUUCUUCACGCGGAGCCGCUAAUUGGAGACCUCACUGUGCCAUCCACUCGGCGCGCGCUCCCAUCCGGGCCACUCAGGAUGCAGCACGAGCGCCUGCUCAAAGUUCUGGUCAUCGGCGACCUCGGGGUCGGUAAAACGUCCAUCAUAAAGCGCUACGUGCACCAGGUCUUCUCCCAGCACUACCGCGCCACCAUCGGAGUGGACUUCGCCCUCAAAGUCCUCCACUGGGACCACAAGACGGUGGUGCGCCUGCAGCUGUGGGACAUCGCCGGGCAAGAACGCUACGGCAACAUGACCCGAGUGUACUACAGGGAGGCGGUGGGGGCCCUCGUGGUCUUCGACAUGACAAGACUGUCCACGUUUCAGGCCAUCCUCAAGUGGAAAGGAGACCUGGACUCAAAGGUCGCCCUUAGCAACGGGAGGUCGGUCCCAGCCGUUCUGUUGGCCAACAAGUGCGACCAGCGGCGUCAUGGCUUGUGCCCCAAGCUUCCCAAACUGGAGAACUUCUCCAGGCAGUACGGAUUCGUCGGCUGGUACGAAACCUCCGCCAAGGACAACACCAACAUCGACGCCGCCAUCACAUGCUUGGUGAAGAACAUCAUGUCAGUGGAGGAGGAGAGAGCCUCGAGUGACGCCGCCGCUGCCAAAACCGAAGCGGAAGGCAGCGUUCUGGUUCUGCCUCGCUUCGACUACAACGUGAAGGAGAAGGGACUCGGUGGAUGUUCAGGAUGCUCCUCCAGAGACAGAGAGGACUGAAGGAAGGAGGGAUGGACAUGUCCAAACCGGGAACCUGGAAGGAGACCGAGAGGAGGAAGGAGGUUAUUUUGCUGAAUGAUUAAUAUGUUGCAUCUCUUUCCUCCCUCCCAAAAGUUCCUCAGAGACGCUAGAGGAAACAGUUUAACAGUUUGGGAUUUUUCUAAAAACAAACAAACAAAAAAACAUAAAGUAAUUUAAUUGUUGUUUUAAUGUAACAGAAUUUGAGUCAAAAGUUCCAAUAUUACAAAAAUGUAUUAUUUUGGAAACACUGAAAUAUUUUAUGGAUGCGAACAAAAAUGUGACUCUUGAAAACAGGAGGUUUUUGUCUGCUGCACAGCAACAAUUUUCCAAGUUUUUCUAUUUUUUUGGCUUCGAUGCUUUUCUGUUUGUGUUGCAGAUACAUAUUGCACUGCAGGAAAAGUUGCUUUGUUCUCUGAAAUGGUUGUGAUUUUCAGCUUCUGCGCUUCAGUGUAAAUAUUCUCUAUACCUGCUGCACAGACAGGCAGGUUUAAUGGAGUUAAAUACUCGUUGUGUCAGCAUCCAUCCCCAUCAUGGCUGUAAAACCAGAACAAAAGGUAGAAUAACUAUAGAUGAGGACAAGUUCCUUUUCUUCCAUAAUCAUUAUAUUUCUUCUCUUCCCUCUUCUUUUGUGUUCUCUGAAUGUGUUCCUGCUCUUAGAGCCGCGUCCCUCUGCACUCUCUGCGGUUAAAAGCUCGUAAACGAACCCUAAUUACAUGGAAGACUGUGUGUGUGUGUGUGUGUGUGUGUGUGUGUGUGUGUGUGCGCGCGCGUGCGUGCGUGUGUGCUCUCUGUACUUGCUAUUGCCUGACAGGUAGUGCACUAUAAUUUCGCGCCCACCCGUGUGGUGAAUAUUCCUUUUCACUGUGCCAGAACACUUUCUCACUUUCGUAAAAGUGUUUCCAUCGCUCAAGCAGACCAAACCCCUUUAACUGUGCCGCGAGCGCUCUUUGUACCACCUUCCUAUCCUAAUAAUUUCCAAAUACUGUGAUGUGCAGUGCCUUUGUUACACAGAACAAAACAAACUCUCCCAACUUUCGCUCUCACUUUCAUUUCUGGUGUAAGCGCACAAAUUUUCCGGCCGUCUGUUUGGCCACUCUUAGGCCUUUCUCUUUUCUGUCACCUGCUGCGUCCGAGAGCAGUUUGAACCUCUAGAGGGAGCCACAAGCUCUGUGAUUCCACAGUUGUUCACUUUUGGAUGCUCUGAGGAACUCUCCAGGUUGCGUUCGUUUCUCCAUCCCUCCCUCUCUGCAGUCCUGCUGGUGUAGGAGUGAAGCCUAUUUUUGGAUGUAGACUCCCCUCCUCUCCUCUCCUCCCUUCCUCUCCUUCCUUCCUCUCCUCCCUCUCUCUCCUACUAUUUCACUCUCUCUCACAUCCCUUUCCGUUGCUUUCCAGCCCUCCUGAUUUCCUCCUGAUUGUGCCAUUUGCAAUGUCACGUUGGCUGAAAUGAGUGCAGGAGGCGAGAGAGGAUCGAUGCCGAGUGACAGGAGGAGGAGGAGGAGGGUCUCCUCGCAGCUUUCUGCGUUAUUAACAAUCGUCACCUGUGCAGAUGCCUGCUGCAAAACCUCCCGGCUGAUCUGAUUUGUUUUCUUCAGCCUUCCUGAGAAAAACAAAUGGAUUAUGGUUAUUUUUCUUGUUGUUUUUGUUGUUGAGAAACCGGUUGGGUCUUGGAGGACUGGCGGCGGCGCAGGGAGGAUCUCUCGCGUUUUGUUUUCCGUGAGUUGGAACAAAGGAAGAAAAAUCUUUCCUUGUCACAAACGUAUUUGUUGUUGCCACCGUUGCCUUUGCAAACAUCCAUCUUCUUUUUAAUUUCCUUGCGAGUUUCUGUUUUCCCUUCCACAUGGCUCACUCCUAAUCAGAUCUUGGUCUGUGGUAUUUGAUUUGUGGAUGAAAAGUAAGCGACUUCAGUGUUUUUCCAGACAACUUAGUAAAAAAUCUUUUACUUUACUACAAAAUCAGAUUCUUGUUUUUUUCUGAUGUAAAAGACUUUAUGAGUUUGGGAGUGUUUAAACCAAAUUUCAGUCCUGUGUUUUGAACUUUAGUUGUGCCUCCCUUUUCUUUGUAAAGAAAAAAAACAUCUUUCUUCUGUUAUUAAAAGAGGACUUUUCCUUCCUGUUGCAGUCCUACUUGCAGGAAUUAAUAUGAAUGAAUGAAUGAAUGAAUUAUGAAUAUGUUGCUCCUCUUGUCCACAUUUCCAUAGUACAGAACCUUUUCAUCAUGUCUCAUGAUGUUUUUACGGUAUAAAAAAUAAAAACAUGGACAUUUGUUUCCAACAGAUACGUAUGACGUGGCUUUGAAUUUUGAAUUUUACAGUUCAAACUGUGUUGCUG
This is a messenger RNA of Scatophagus argus, 3558 nucleotides long. RefSeq lists its product as uncharacterized. The coding region runs from base 533 to 1210 and encodes 225 amino acids. Gene Ontology annotation, biological process: vesicle-mediated transport. NCBI's taxonomy places the organism in Eukaryota, Metazoa, Chordata, Actinopteri, Scatophagidae. Gene Ontology annotation, cellular component: vesicle; Golgi apparatus; trans-Golgi network. The record is from RefSeq and is a predicted model, not a curated record. Gene Ontology annotation, molecular function: GTP binding; GTPase activity. The transcript has 4 exons.